UGUACUGAUGAUAUGUGGAUGGUAGAAAAAAGUAACAAUAUAUAUAACAUUAAUCGUGUUAAACCUAUACUAAUAGUUUUAGAAAAGCCAAAAGCUUAGGAGUAGUAAUAUCAAGAUAGUGAGAUGGAAAAUCUGUGGAGGAGUGGCAUCUUGAACAAACAAGACAGAACCAAUCGAGAAGAAAGGGUGGUCCAGCUGAUGUUUGUCUUUUUACCCACCCUGAAAGGAUGCUGGAGUCGCGUUGGUGGAUAUCCUGUACUUCACGUGUCCUUCCAAUCGGCUUACUUGAACUGAUAAAUGAAAUCAUGUUGAAGUAAAAUUCAUUUGAACACUCUUCAGUUUGCGAUUCAUCGUGUAACACUUUAUAGUUCAUUGGUUGCUAAAAUUUGAUAUUAUUGUUUUUAUUAUUUACUACUAACAAUAAUUAAGUUGAAUAAGAGUAAUAAAAAUAAAUGAGAUUUAAAGGAAAAUAUGUUAAAAAGAAAACCAACAGUAACCGAUCUUGAAGAUGAUGAUGGAAAACAAAGACGACCAAGGUGUGCUCGUUGCAGAAAUCAUGGACUCAUUGCUCGUUUGAGGGGACAUAAAAGAGAAUGUCAGUAUCGAGAGUGUCUUUGCCCCAAAUGCUCUCUGAUUGCUGAAAGACAAAGAGUCAUGGCUGCUCAGGUUGCACUUAAAAGACAACAAGCUGCUGAAGAUGCUUUGGCACUUAAUAUGAGUAAAUCUACAUCAAAAUCAGAGAUAGAUUAUUUAUCGGAGCAAAAUCAUAAAAUCAACACUCAAUCUGACAUUCCAAAUAUUCUAAUUCAAUCUGAAAAUUCUGAUAUUAACAAUAGUAAUUUAACUAACAAUAAAAGAAAGAAAAUAACUUUACCAAAUUCUAUAAGUUUAACAAAAGAUGAUGAUAACUCUUCUGAAAUAAGUCUCCCUUCAACUUCAGAAUGGAGUAGAAAAAAACCAAAUAAUCAUUUAAAUAUAAAGGAUACUUCAACAAUUAUUCAAACUUCAAUAGAAACUCUUGUAAAGCUUUUUCCAAACAUUAAAUUAUCAAUACUCCAAUUAGUAUUCCAACGAUGUGGCCAGGAUUUAAUUAAAACUAUUGAAUACUUUACUAAUGACAGUACUAAAAGUGGAUUUCCAUCAGCAUUUCGACCAUUUUCUACAUUAUCUCAAUCAUCAUCAUUUAAUUCUGAGUAUUUUAAUGUCUUUUCAUUACCAUCAGUUUAUUCGAAAAAUUUUUAUAACGACAGAUAUUGUCUUUUUAAUAUAGUGCCAGAUCAACUGUCACAUAAUAUUGGAUCGAGUGAUUUAUUUAAUAGUAGCAAUAGUAGUAAUAGUAGUAAUCAUGAACAAAAUAAUGUUCUUAAUACUCAAUAUAGUCAUUAUUUAAAUACUAGUAUUCAACAGCAACAACAAUAUUCACUACGAGAACAUUCUUUGAGAUCAGGACUCUUUCAUUUGCCUCCAAUUAUUCCGGGAGUGUCUUGUGUGCAACCUGACUGUAUUCAAUGCUACAAGUUUCUAUAAUUGAUCGUUCAAAUAAUGAAUUUAACAUAAAAGUGUAGUGUUCUUGUAAUCAAGUAUUAUAAUAAGAUAAUUCACAAUGAAAACUGGACAAUAUUUAUUCGUGGAGUAUUUGAUUUUUAUUUUGUCUUGUUGGAUUAUCUACUAUCACUCGUAAAUCUAGUAAAGUUAACAAUAAAAAAUUGAAUUAGGAAAAUUCAAUUGAAAGCAAGAAGAGAAUCGAACAUUGUAUUGCCGGAAGAUAGAAAAAACUCUGCUUACUUUGGGUUUAGUUUUUCGGCAGAAGAAAAUACCUUCAAUGUAAUGCUUGAGGGCAUUUUGGUCUAUUCUCGUGUUUGGAAUUAUUAAACAUACGUGAAA
Molecule: messenger RNA, 1884 nt
Organism: Chelonus insularis
Lineage: Eukaryota; Metazoa; Arthropoda; Insecta; Hymenoptera; Braconidae
Product: doublesex- and mab-3-related transcription factor A2-like
Exons: 3
Coding region: 472-1527 (351 amino acids)
Biological process (GO): sex differentiation; regulation of transcription by RNA polymerase II
Cellular component (GO): nucleus
Molecular function (GO): DNA-binding transcription factor activity, RNA polymerase II-specific; RNA polymerase II cis-regulatory region sequence-specific DNA binding
Source: RefSeq, a predicted model, not a curated record